Apis laboriosa (Himalayan honeybee) is the source of this 1569-nucleotide messenger RNA. RefSeq lists its product as uncharacterized. Lineage: Eukaryota; Metazoa; Arthropoda; Insecta; Hymenoptera; Apidae. The coding region runs from base 1 to 1569 and encodes 522 amino acids. The record is from RefSeq and is a predicted model, not a curated record. The transcript has 10 exons.
AUGUUUCAAGAACGUUUUUUGACGGUUUUGUUCGGCGCAGUAAUGUCGAUAACGGUGCCUUCCACUGGAUUUAGUCCUGAACGAUCAGAAUUUUUGAAUACCCAAAACGAAAAAUUCAAAGUAAAUAUUCCAGCUACUUGGAACGUGGUGCCAUCGUUAGAGACAGAUCAAAAAAUCACCGUGGACCACACUUCCAGCCCGAAAACGGAAGUGACCGGUAUCGAUAAGGGUCUGCAAAUCUCAGACACGAAGGUAGCGACGAAGACGAUGGAGCAAACGAGUCCUGCAGACGCGGCACGCGAUAAAAGAUUCGAUUUCGUCAUAGACAAUGGGAAAAACAUUAAUAUUGUCAUGAUCAUUGCUGAUCCUGGCCAGGAUCAGGAGGAAUUCUGGAAGAACUUCAAGGCUUCUCAUCUCUUCUCUGUAGAAGGAAUGCUUCAAAGUUGUAACAACAAUCAAGUGGACAAGAUUCAAUCAAGAUUCUCACUGGACGAUGCAUUGAUUUCUGCUAACAGAGACAAGAAACACGAUUGUGAGCACAUGUUGCGUUCAAACAUUGCGUCAUUAUUGCUUUGGACACGAGACGUUAAAGGAAUGACUACAGGAACAUUGUCAAAUGGGAACUUCACAAUUCCAUCCUUAUUUGGAUUCGAAGAAACUGUAGGGCUUUCGAAAGAGUUCGACGAAAUUGAAGAGAAUAACAUGAAACCAGAGAUUCACAAGCUCAAACCGGAAAUUCGUGACUGGCACGUGAUCGACGUAGCAAAACCAACCAAUCGUGUUUCCUCAUUUAUGUCUACGCAAAGCAAUCGAGAAGAUGACGAAACUGCAUGGAACGUGUUCGACAUGUUCUCGAAGAUAAGGAUGGUCCUGUUCCGCUCGUUGUUGGAAUCUCUUGGAAACGUUGGCGCCUCUGAGGAACCCAUUCCGUCUCGCAGAGCGCAUUUCCUUCGAUCCAAUUUAAUAGACAUGGUCGAGGAAUUGAAGUCGGUUGAAAACGAAAAAGGUUUCAUAUUGGUCGCCUCAGUACCUGCCUCUGAAGUUAAUUCUGCGUUGGAAACUCUACAACGUGAAGCACAGGAUACUCUUGUUAUCAUAACUGGAGUCUGCACACACGAUGGCAAGCCUGUGCCAUAUUUUGCCAGAGGUCCAUCCGCCAAAGUAAUUCGUGAGGCGACGAAAAUUUGGGAUAUUCCCAAUGCAAUCAGAAAUGUUAUCGCGAAUGGUUGUCAGGACUGCAAAAAUCGUCGACACGAUGCUUCUCCACCUCCAAUUGCAGUCAAUCAGUUGAAGAUCGUUCCCCAUAACUUGGCCAAUUUGAAGAGAUCUUUGCGAGACACUGUUAAAAAAACGGAUGACGACAAGAAAUUGAUUGAUGCUCCAGUUAAUAAGAAUGAAAUUAUUAAAACCGUUGCUGAUUUAAAUGCGAAGGAAGAAACAAAGAACGAAGAUACAGAUUUAUUGCCGAAAUUAGACACAAAUUCAGCAAAUUUCAAAAUGGCGGACAAAUUUACCACAAUUUUAGGUAUAAUACUCUCGAUGGUUGGCGCAUUCACACUCACCUCUUAA